Aspergillus homomorphus CBS 101889 is the source of this 2926-nucleotide messenger RNA. RefSeq names its product snoRNA-binding rRNA-processing protein PWP2. The record is from RefSeq and is a predicted model, not a curated record. Gene Ontology annotation, molecular function: protein binding. Bases 40 to 2748 code for a protein of 902 amino acids. Gene Ontology annotation, cellular component: small-subunit processome; Pwp2p-containing subcomplex of 90S preribosome. Lineage: Eukaryota; Fungi; Ascomycota; Eurotiomycetes; Eurotiales; Aspergillaceae. Gene Ontology annotation, biological process: ribosomal small subunit assembly; maturation of SSU-rRNA from tricistronic rRNA transcript (SSU-rRNA, 5.8S rRNA, LSU-rRNA). The transcript is spliced from 5 exons.
CGAAGGCUUGCUGCGGUGCGAACGGAUUAGGUUGGCACAAUGAAGACGGAUUUCAAGUUUUCCAACCUGCUGGGGACGGUCUAUCGCAAAGGUAAUCUGCUCUUCACACCCGAUGGCAACUCUCUGCUCUCCCCAGUGGGGAGUCAGGUUUCGGUCUUCGACCUAGUUCACAACACUUCCUAUACCCUUCCCUUCGCGCACCGCACCAAUAUCGACCAUCUGGCGCUCUCGCCGAACGGAAAACUUCUUCUGACGAUCGACGAAAAUGGCCGCGCCAUCUUGACAAAUUUCCUGCGUAGAAUUGUGAUUCACCACUUCUCAUUCAAGGGCCGUGUCUCUAGUCUUAAGUUCGCUCCGUCCGGUCGGUUUUUUGCUGUCGGAGUUGGAAGACGGCUACAAUUCUGGAACACGCCAAACACGCCUGGCACCGACAACAACGGAGAGAUUGAGUUCGCGCCUUUUGUUCUUCACCGCGAUCUUGCCGGGCAUUUUGAUGUGAUUCAACAUCUUGAGUGGUCGAGCGACUCCCGCUUCCUGAUCACUGCGUCCAAGGAUUUGACUGCCCGGAUAUGGAGUUUGGACCCAGAAGAAGGUUUCGAGCCCACCACGCUGGCUGGCCAUCGUCAGGGUGUCAAAGCUGCCUACUUCUCUGCCGACCAAGAAUCGAUCUAUACGAUUAGCUCUGAUGGGGCUGUCUUCCGAUGGGAAUAUGUGACAAAGAAGGAUCCGGAGACUAUGGAGGAUAUUGCCGAGGCACAGUGGAGGAUUGUCAAGAAGGACUUCUUCAUGCAAAACGAUGCCAAGGUCAACUGCGCGGCCUUCCAUGCACCCUCGAAUCUUUUAGUUGUCGGGUUCUCCAAUGGCUUGUUCGGACUCUACGAUAUGCCGGAAUUCAACCAAAUCCACCAACUGAGUGUCUCUCAAAGCAAUAUCGACUGCGUAACAAUCAACAAGUCGGGCGAGUGGUUGGCAUUCGGAUCUUCUAAGCACGGUCAACUAUUGGUGUGGGAAUGGCAGUCCGAAUCCUACAUCUUGAAACAACAGGGUCACUUGGACUCUAUGAACACCUUGACAUAUUCACCCGACGGGCAACGAGUGGUAACCGCAGCGGAUGACGGAAAGAUCAAGGUCUGGGAUGUCAAAUCUGGCUUCUGCAUUGUGACCUUCACGGAACACACAAGCGGAGUCACGGCGUGCGAGUUCUCCAAGAAAGGAAAUGUCCUGUUUACAGCCUCAUUGGACGGUUCCAUCAGAGCAUGGGAUCUUAUCCGUUACCGAAACUUUCGGACAUUUACCGCCCCGACUCGGUUGUCUUUCUCCUCCCUUGCUGUCGACCCGAGUGGUGAGGUUGUUUGCGCCGGCUCCUCAGACUCGUUCGACAUCCAUAUCUGGUCCGUGCAAACGGGACAAUUGCUCGAUCAACUUGCAGGCCAUGAGGGCCCUGUUUCGGCCCUUGCAUUCGCAGCUGACGGAAACCACUUGGUGAGCGGUAGCUGGGAUCACACUGUUCGAAUCUGGAGCAUCUUCGGCCGGACGCAGACGAGUGAGCCCUUGCAACUGCAGGCUGAUGUGUUGGAUGUGGCUUUUAGACCAGAUGGCAAGCAGGUUGCUGCAUCGAGCUUGGAUGGUCAGCUGACCUUCUGGUCUGUCAACGAUGCUGUGCAGAUUGGCGGUGUUGAUGGUCGUCGCGACGUCUCAGGAGGACGUAAAACCAGUGACCGUCAGACGGCCGCGAAUGCGGCAGGAACUAAGUCCUUCCGGUGUAUCAAGUACAGCGCAGAUGGCAGUUGUAUCCUGGCUGCUGGAAACAGCAAGUACAUCUGUCUGUAUGAUGUGGGAACAGGUUCGAUGGUGAAAAAGUAUACCGUGUCGGUCAACACCUCCCUUGAAGGUACUCAGGAGAUCCUCAACAGCCGCAAUAUGACGGAGGCUGGCCCUCGCGAACUUAUCGAUGAGACAGGUGAGGCUUCCGAUGUAGAGGAUCGCAUUGAUCGCAAUCUCCCUGGCGCGAAGCGUGGAGACCCUGGAUCCCGCAAAGUCCGACCGGAAGUUCGGGUUACAGGCGUCGAUUUUUCCCCGGCUGGACGUUCCUUCUGUGCAGCCUCAACGGAGGGUCUUCUCAUCUAUAGUCUGGACAACGAUGUGGUGUUCGACCCCUAUGACCUCGACAUCUCGAUCACUCCGUCCAGCAUCAUGGCCACUCUCGAGGCCGCCAAGCAGGCCGCGGCCACCGGCCAAACAGAUGAGGACAACACUUUCCUGAAAGCAUUCAUCAUGGCCUUCCGAUUGAACGAGAAAAAGCUCAUUCGGGCAGUCCAUGAAGCCAUUCCUCCAGCCGAUAUCCCGCAUGUCGUUCGCGCGGUGCCAACCGUUUACCUUCCCCGUCUGCUUCGCUUUGUCGCCCAUGCUGCUGAAGAAACACCUCACUUGGAGUUCAACUUGCUAUGGAUCGAGUCCCUCUUCAGUUCCCAUGGUCGUUACUUCAAGGAGAAUUCGGGCACAUUCGCGCCGGAGCUUCGUGCGGUGCAGCGUGUCAUUGAUGAGAUUCACAACAGCUUGAAGCGGCUGACGGACAAGAAUAUCUAUGACCUCAACUUCUUGCUUGCGAAGCCUGUGCUUGCAGGUAAGAAGCAGCCCGGCCUUGUUCUCGCUGCUCUCAAUGGCGAAGCAGAGGCCACCAAUGGGGAGGACGAAACCAUGGAAGAUCCAGCGGAGGAGGGCGAUGGCGAAUGGAUGGGCCUUGAAUGAUUGCAUGCCACUGUUUUUGUACCUUUAUACUCCUGUCGUUCUUGUUCACCUCCGGCCAUCUGGUUGGCCUCGCAUGUGCUCCUGGCGUUGAUUCUGUGAUAUACCUUGGUAGAGAAAGGGGACAGCAAAAGUUUGGAGUCUCGAUGCUGUGUUUAUAGGAUCUGUAGUACAUAUACAC